Symbiodinium sp. CCMP2592 is the source of this 573-nucleotide messenger RNA. The record is from the annotation of a GenBank genome assembly. Lineage: Eukaryota; Dinophyceae; Suessiales; Symbiodiniaceae.
AUGGCUUCCUUCGAACAGCGGCGGAGGGACCGACUGGAGGCCCUCAAGGUCUCCAAGGAGGAGGUGAUCAAGUCCAUGUGGGAACCGCAAAAGCGCGCUCCCGAAGGCUGCCUUAGGGUUGCCGUGUACAACAUUCUCGCGGACUCGAUGUCCGACGAUGGUUUCCUGGUUCGGCCCGUCCUAGCUGACUGGCCUGCUGGCAAAGGCGCAGUUCCGACCAAGGAUGGAGGUCCGGUGCCUUUUGGCCAGCUGCUUGCAGACAUGCUGGACGCCAAGGGCAAUGUUGAGAAGUUGCAACAGUGCCAGGAGAAGUACAACCUUCCUGAGUCCAAGGCGAACACCCACGCCACCGUUGACUGGAAGGCACGAUUAUAUCAGAUGAUGUGCUUCCUGGAAUGUUUCUCACCGGAUAUCCUCGUCUUUACCGAAGUGGACCACUACGAUGACUUUGUGGUGUCCUUGCGCGAGCUUGGACACUCGGCCGCCCAGACCACACCGCUGCCGUUCAACUGCCCCUAUCAAUUCAGCAACAUCAACACCGUGACAGAAAGUAGCAAGCUUUGUACCAUUUAA